GUACCGCCAAAUCCAAACUCCCACAGCAACAACCGGACUGAGGCAUACGCGUGUAGUUCAUCCACCACAUCGGUAACUUCAAGGCGCCAUCGGACCCCUUAUUCCCACCUAUUCAGCCCGUCGCGGCGUCGCCUCCCCAAUUUCACAGUCUUCAACCUCCACCAACGACAGCAGCAGCGUAAUAAUAAUCUUGGGAGGAAUCGGUUUCCAGCUUUAACAGCGUGUCCAUGGCAAAGAAAAGAGGGAAGGCGUUAAAGGGAAAAGAUGUAGCUGUAAAUUACAAUGAUAGGAAUAAGAAGAUAGAGAAGAAAUUGACGAAGAAAAAGAAGAAAUCUAUGAAGAUAAGUGCAUCUUCAGUACCUACGUCGGCUCCUGUGCCUAACAGCGGCGCUUCCACUUCCAAUGUUGCUCAUGCGACUUCGUCUAGCCAUGCUAAUCCUACUGGUAGAAAAAAGCUUCGGCCAACAAAGAAUGAGAAGGAUAGUGGGCACUCUCAUUCCGGUUUUAUAUUUAUGUGUAGUGGGAAGACGAAACCCGAAUGUUAUCGCUAUCGUGUUUUUGGGCUGCCAUUAGCAAAGGUGGACGUUGUGAAAAAAAUUAGACCGGGUGCAAAGCUAUUUCUGUAUGAUUUUGACUUGAAGCUUCUUUAUGGCACAUACAAGGCAACUUCAAAUGGAGGAGUGGAUUUGGAACCAAUUGCGUUUAAGGGGAAAUUCCCUGCACAGGUCAGAUUUAAGAUUUUCAAGGACUGUUUACCUCUUCCUGAAAAUGCUUUUAAAGCAGCUAUCAGAGACAACUAUCAGGGAGGUUCUAAGUUUAAACAAGAGCUCAAUAGCAAACAGGUGCAUGCUUUAAUCUCAUUGUUUCGCCCACUCACCGAGUCAGUACCUACUUCUGCUGCCCCUCCCCGAGAUGUGGCAAAACCAGGCUCAUUUCCAUCUCCCAUUACAGAAGAAGGAUUUCAUCCAACAGCAAGGCUGUCCCAUCAAGAGGGCUCCUAUUCAUAUGGUAUGCAACGUACACGUGCAUCGCCGCUUGAUAUGCAGUCCAGGCAGGCAAUCCCAUAUCCACUUUAUGAUCAAUAUGAGGUCGAAACACACGUGGGACAUGUAUGGCCUCGCUUAGAGCCUCGACAUGUUCAGCAUGCUUCUCUUCCAGGUCAUGCUGAUUCCUAUUAUUUAGCAGCGACACAUGAGCCGUACUUGCCUGAACAACCAUACAUGUCCCAUCAGGAUGCAUAUAGAAGGCAUAGGGUGACACUUGCAGAGGAGAUGGUUCCCAGGGAUCAAGUUGUUGCCUAUGGAAGUGAGUAUGACGGGCCACAGUUGCUGAAGCGGAGAGAGAGAGAAAUUGCUCCGCGUUCCAAUUAUGUGGCUGAAUCUUAUAGUCGAGAGGUUCCCACUGCUGCAGCCUCACAUGUUAUGUUGCAGUCGCAUUCUUUAGCACCAUCUUAUGAACGGACGUUAACGUACCAACGGUACUAUCCAGUCACAACCCUUCAGGAUCAGAGCUUGGUGUACGCUGAUCCUCUUGUAAGACCAUUGCAUGGUACCUCUUACUCAGCUGAGGCAGAUGUUCCAAUCUCUACUCACUUUUCGUACACUAGAGCACCCCAUUACCGCUGA
Pyrus x bretschneideri (Chinese white pear) is the source of this 1625-nucleotide messenger RNA. RefSeq lists its product as uncharacterized. Bases 228 to 1625 code for a protein of 465 amino acids. The transcript is spliced from 5 exons. The record is from RefSeq and is a predicted model, not a curated record. Lineage: Eukaryota; Viridiplantae; Streptophyta; Magnoliopsida; Rosales; Rosaceae.